Xenopus laevis (African clawed frog) is the source of this 1937-nucleotide messenger RNA. It is a transcript of the gene picalml.S, whose product is annotated as phosphatidylinositol binding clathrin assembly protein like S homeolog. Lineage: Eukaryota; Metazoa; Chordata; Amphibia; Anura; Pipidae. Gene Ontology annotation, cellular component: clathrin-coated pit; synaptic vesicle; endomembrane system. Gene Ontology annotation, molecular function: SNARE binding; clathrin heavy chain binding; 1-phosphatidylinositol binding. Gene Ontology annotation, biological process: vesicle budding from membrane; clathrin coat assembly; vesicle-mediated transport. The record is from RefSeq and is marked provisional.
AUGACAUGCUAUUGGUAUUCCAGCUAGGAGCUGCUUGAUGGGGGUUGCUGGGACUUGAAGUUCAUAUCAGCUGAAUGGUGGCGAGUUUGGCAUGCAUGGUCUCUACAGUCAUUUCUAUUGGCAUGAGCAGUGCUUACAUUCUGUCUCUGCACAGGUUGCUUGUACCUGCCAAUUCUAAUGUCAAUACAGGAACAAGAUGUCACAUGUUUUCAUUGACGAACAUGGGGUCUGAUCGCAAGUGGCUGGAAUCCCAUAUAUAGGGGCAUCUUAUACAGUGUACAAAUGAGAUGAAUGUAAACAUCCCUCAGCUGGCUGACACACUUUUUGAGAGAACAGCAAAUGGUAGCUGGGUUGUAGUAUACAAAGCUCUCAUCACAACGCAUCACCUCAUGAUGUAUGGCAAUGAGAGAUUUAUUCAGUAUCUUGCAUCCAGAAAUACAUUGUUUAAUCUUAACAACUUCUUGGAUAGAGGUGCCAUGCAAGGCUAUGAUAUGUCAACUUUCAUCAGGCGCUAUAGCAGAUACUUAAAUGAAAAAGCACUUUCCUAUAGACUUGUGGCUGUUGACUUCACCAAAAUGAAAAGAGGGGUAGAUGGAGUGAUGAGAACCAUGGCUACGGAAAAGCUUUUGAAAACACUUUCAAUCAUUCAGAACCAGCUAGAUGCUCUCCUAGAUUUUGAUGCAAGUCGAAACGAGUUAACAAAUGGUGUUAUAAACACUGGUUUCAUGCUUCUUUUCAAAGACUCUAUAAGGUUAUUUGCAGCUUAUAAUGAAGGCGUCAUUAACUUGCUAGAAAAGUACUUUGACAUGAAAAAGAACCAGUGUAAAGAAGCUCUGGAUAUCUAUAAAAAAUUUCUUGCUAGAAUGACAAAGCUUUCAGAGUUCCUCAAAGUCGCAGAGCAAGUUGGAAUUGAUCAGGGUGACAUUCCAGACCUUACUCAGGCACCCAGCAGUUUGCUGGAUGCCCUCGAACAGCACUUGGCAUCUCUUGAAGGGAAAAAAACAAAAGAAGUCUCUGCUGCCAGCAGAGCUAGUACCUUGUCAACUGCUGUUUCUACCCUUGCUACAACAGGAAUGUCUUUUAGCAAAAUGGAUGAAAGAGAGAGACAACAGGCUCUUGAAGAAGAGCAAGCAAGACUGCAAGCACUUAAGGAACAAAGACUAAAAGAAAUUUCUGUUGGAUCAAAUUCUAUAUCUACAUCUGCAUCCCCAAGCACUUUAUCUGGCAAAAGCAUGAAUGCUUCUGCAUCUGUGGAUUUGAUUUCUGCACCUGCACCAACAACAAACAGCAUGCCCAACCUUACCAGUGAUCUAUUUGAUCUCCAACCAACUUUUGUGCCCACUGUACAAAGCACUCCUGCCAUUGCCACUUCUGUCAACACCUGGGGAGGACCGUUUUCCUCAUCAAAUGGUGUCAGUUCCCCACCACAUAUGGACAUCUUUGAUAUGCAGCCUGUUGAAGAAGUAGUGAAGCCUACCCCAACAUUCAGUUCAGCUUCCUUUGCCUCAAAUCAAACAAUGGGAUUUCUUAGUGGUAAACCGCUUUUGCUGUUUUACUGUUCUCACCAUCAUAUUUUAAUGCUUCCCUCCAGCUGGACCGAGUCGAUUCGGUCUUCGUUCUGAUGAGAUUUUCAAAACUGCCUGAUUGAUAUCUAGUCAUUUUUGGCCCAAGUGUUGUUCACAUGGGCCCUAUACACUGGCCAAAAAGCUGUCCACUCAGUCUGAAAAGACUGUUGUCUUUAUUGGCCUGCAUAUGGCCAACUUUAGUCCUUCAGCAUGGAAAUAUCAGGUCCUCUUAUCAAAUAUGGAACAAAGAUCUAAAGAUAGUCUGCCAUAGACUUCAUUAUAAUAAUGUGAUCCGCAUUUUUAGAAAUUAUUUUUACUUUUCUCUGUAAAAAUAAAACAGUGCAUUAUACUUGAUCCAUAUUAAGUUAUAAG